Molecule: messenger RNA, 5185 nt
Organism: Heterocephalus glaber (naked mole-rat)
Lineage: Eukaryota; Metazoa; Chordata; Mammalia; Rodentia; Bathyergidae
Source: RefSeq, a predicted model, not a curated record
UGAAAGAUUAAAAACCCCAGGUGGAGAGGGCGGCGGCGUUGCAUGUGAGGCGGAAGCUGUGGGGGCCACUGAUCGGCGCGCGGCCCGGCACCAUGAACUUCCCGGGCCGCGGGUCCCCGCGGAGCCCCGAGCGUAACAGCCGGGGCGGCGGCGCCUGGGAGCUGGGCGCAGACGCGGGGCCGGCGUUCGGCGGCGUCUGCUGCCUGGAGCACCUGCCCGGCGGGGACCCGGGCGACGGCGGCGUGUCCCUAGCGCUGCUGCGCGGGGAGCCGGGGGUGCACUUGGCGCCGGGCGCCGCCGACCUCCCACACCUGGCGCUGGACCCCUCGCUCAGCGACGAGAACUACUUCAGCUCGGCCGAGUCGGGCUCGUCGCUGCGCUACUACGGGGAGGCCGAGGGCGGCGGCGGCAGCUCCUCGUCGCUGCUGCCGCCGCCGUCGCCCGCGCUGCUGCCCACGAUCUCGGGGAACGGCGGCGCGGCGGACGCGGGUCCCGGGGAGAGGAAGCGCGCCCGGCCCGGAGGCCCGGCCGCCCGGCACCGCUACGAGGUGGUGGCGGAGCUGGGCCCCGAGGAGGUGCGCUGGUUCUACCGGGAGGACAAGAAGACCUGGAAGCCCUUCAUCGGCUACGACUCGCUGCGCAUCGAGCUCGCCUUCCGGACGCUGCUGCAGGCCCCCGGCGAGCGUGCGUGCGGCCCGGCCGCCCCUGAGCGCUCGGCCUCGGGCUCCGGGCAGGAGGAGGACGAAGAUGGGAACGGCGCCUGCGGCUUCUGUCCGCGCGCGGUGGGGCGCGAGGCCGAGCCCGAGACUGAGGGGCUGCUGCACAUCGAGCCAGUGUGCGUGCGUGGCGGCCUCUACGAGGUGAAUGUGACCCAGGGGGAGUGUUACCCGGUGUACUGGAACCCUUCCUACAUAGAGGCUGAUAAAAUACCAGUAAUGCGUGGACAGUGGUUUAUUGAUGGCACUUGGCAGCCUCUGGAAGAAGAAGAAAGUAAUUUAAUUGAGCAAGAACAUCUCAGUCGUUUUAAGGGUCGACAGAUGCAGGAAAAUUUUGAUACUGAAAUGUCAAAAUCCAUAGAUGGAAAAGAUGGCAGUGGGAUCAACUAUUCUGCUAUUCAUAGUUUCAAAUUGAGUCGAAACCACGUGGACUGGCACAGUGUGAAUGAGGUGUAUCUUUAUAGCGAUGCAACAACAUCUAAAAUUGCAAGAACAGUUACCCAAAAAUUGGGAUUUUCUAAAGCAUCAAGUAGCGGGACCAGACUUCAUAGAGGUUACGUAGAAGAAGCCACGUUAGAAGACAAGCCAUCACAGACUACCCAUAUUGUGUUUGUUGUGCAUGGCAUUGGGCAGAAAAUGGACCAAGGAAGAAUUAUCAAAAAUACAGCCAUGAUGAGAGAGGCUGCAAGAAAAAUAGAAGAAAGGCAUUUUUCCAACCAUGCAACACAUGUUGAAUUUCUUCCUGUUGAGUGGAGGUCAAAACUUACUCUUGAUGGAGACACUGUUGAUUCCAUUACUCCUGACAAAGUCCGAGGUUUAAGGGACAUGCUGAACAGCAGUGCGAUGGACAUAAUGUAUUAUACUAGCCCACUUUAUAGAGAUGAACUAGUUAAAGGCCUUCAGCAAGAGCUGAAUCGAUUAUAUUCCCUUUUCUGUUCUCGGAAUCCAGACUUCGAAGAAAAAGGGGGUAAAGUCUCAAUAGUGUCCCAUUCCUUGGGAUGUGUAAUCACUUAUGACAUAAUGACUGGCUGGAACCCAGUGCGACUGUAUGAGCAUCUGCUGCAGAAGGAAGAAGAGCUACCGGAUGAACGGUGGAUGAGCUAUGAAGAGCGGCACCUUCUGGACGAGCUGUACAUCACGAAACGACGGCUGAGGGAAAUAGAAGAGCGGCUGCAUGGGUUGAAGGCAUCAUCCAUAACACAAACCCCUGCCUUAAAAUUUAAGGUUGAAAAUUUCUUCUGUAUGGGAUCCCCACUUGCAGUCUUUUUGGCAUUGCGUGGCAUCCGCCCAGGAAACACUGGAAGUCAAGACCAUAUUUUACCUAGAGAGAUUUGCAACCGCUUACUGAAUAUUUUUCACCCUACAGAUCCAGUGGCUUACAGAUUAGAACCAUUGAUAUUGAAACACUACAGCAACAUUUCACCUGUCCAGAUCCACUGGUACAAUACUUCAAACCCUCUACCUUAUGAACAUAUGAAGCCAAGCUUUCUCAACCCAGCCAAAGAACCUACCUCAGUUUCAGAGAAUGAAGGCAUCUCAGCGAUACCCAGCCCUGUGACCUCACCAGUCCUAUCCCGCCGUCACUACGGAGAAUCUAUUACUAAUAUAGGCAAAGCCAGCAUAUUAGGGGCUGCGACCAUUGGAAAGGGGCUCGGAGGAAUGCUGUUCUCCAGAUUUGGACGUUCAUCUGCGUCGCAGCCAUCUGAGACAUGCAAAGAUUCAGUGGAAGAUGAGAAGAAGCCAGCUGCUCCACCUUCCACCUCCACAGUGGCCACACAAACUCUUCCACACAGCAGCUCGGGCUUUCUUGACUCUGCAUAUUUCAGACUUCAAGAAUCGUUCUGUUAUCUCCCACAACUUCUCUUUCCGGAAAAUGUAAUGCAGAAUAAAGAUAAUGCCCUCGUGGAAUUGGACCACAGGAUUGAUUUUGAACUCAGAGAAGGUCUUGUGGAGAGCCGCUACUGGUCAGCGGUCACAUCGCAUACUGCUUAUUGGUCAUCCUUGGAUGUCGCCCUCUUCCUGUUAACCUUCAUGUACAAACACAAGGAGGAGAAUGAUGCAAAGCCCAGUUUAGAUCCAGUCUGAACUCUUGAAAGACAUUAAUGGCCCAAAACUAUUUUUUUCUGUUCAAAUGUAUAUGUCAAGGUAAUGGAGAUUUCAGGACUAAGUACUGUAUGUUCCCAUUUUGUUUAGGGCAAGAAAUGGUUGAAUUUAAAAGCACUUUAUUUUCUCCAUUCUAAAGAAAUUACUUAUAGUUUCCAUCAUUUUGAUUAUGAGUCUGAGAACCCCCUGCAAAGAAUCAAGCAAGACUUACAAGUGAAGGAGGUUUGGGUGAACCAUGGAAAAGUCACAAAUCACAGCGUCAUUUCUCAAGAUACAAAGGUUCAUUAAUGAGUUGAAGCUAAUGUAUUAACCAAAAUAUGUUAUAAAUCUAAAAUGUUCAAAGUCCAGUCUAUUCUAUGUGCAGUUUACAAAGCAGUAUCAUUGUUUUAGAUUUCUGUGACAGCUUCCACAAUUCCUAUGAAGAAUAUAACAGAUAGAAAAUGUUCUAAGUUUAAUUUGUUUAGAAAAACUAAAAAAAAUUUGAACUACUGUAUUUAUAAUUUAUUAUGUCUAACUAAUGGCUUUAUUUCAAUGUACGAAACAUUACACUUUCUUAAUGUCUCUUUUGAACAUAAUUUAAGAACCACAUUCAUUUUCUAUACUGUUGAAACCCUUUUUUCUCAGAACUCCAUCUUUGUACUCUUCAGAUGAAUAUCUAGACACUGUGGCAUACCUUAUUUUUUUCAUUAAAACUUGUAGUUUCACACAACACCAGUUUAAUUUUUUAAAAGAACUUUACUAUGUACCUCAGAGAAACCUAAAAUUUUUCUGCACUUGACAAAGUCUUUCAUUUGGGGUACAUUUUAUUAACUUGAUUAGAAAAUUAGUAAAUAUCUUUGGAAUGGGGAUUAUGACAACUAUUUCAAAUGUGUAAACAUUUGUGUGCCAAAUAGCUAACACAUAUGGAGGGAUGGAAUGCCACUAACAAAUUUUAGUGUUGGAAACAACAUAGAGACAGACACAUAAAUCAGGACAUAAGGCCAUGGCAGUUUCCUCGGCUGUAAUUGUCUCCACAGUGCUUUUCAUCUGAGGAGCUCAGUGCUUUCAGAUGGGCACAUUCAGUAGUCUGUGUAGUAGCUCCUUGAGGUAAGUAAAUGUCUUUUUCAUGUCCCACAUUAAUACACUAAGGCACCAAAACAUAAAGUGCCUUGCAUUCAGUUGCAUAGCAAAUUUAAAAAGUUGAAAUUGAAGCCACACUGAAUUUUUUUAUUUGCUAUUCAGUGACUCAUAAUUCACAUAUAACCUCAUAGUAGUUUGCCAACAGUAACAUAAGUUGAAAUGACCAUGAAGCCAACGUGUUAGGAUCCAUAUCCAUUCUCAGGGUCUCGCACACACAGGAGGAGUUCCCUAGAGAAGGGAUAAUAGCCAUCUCUACCACAGCCACUCACUCCAAGUGGCUUCCACCGGCCCCACUCAAGGUGCUGUCUUUACUUAAUCUUAGCUCCUCAGUAAUGAUUAACAAACAAGUAGAGUCGGUUAGUCACACAUCUCACCUUUCUUUAUAAGAUAAUAGAAAUUGGCUGCAGAGCAAGAUUAUAGGUUCUACUCCAUACCAUCAGUGCUGCUGACUGUUUUGGACUUCCAUUUAAUUUGCACCCCAAAAAAGUACUUUUAGUGUUUUUAAAAAUCCCAAAGUUCCAUGCUAAGUACAUAACACACGAAGAAACCCUUGCUAUAAAAGUCUUUUGAUCUUAGCAAAGCUGAAGAAAUCUCUCAAAUUUAGAGAUUUCCUAUGAACUCAGGUCAUUUUCAUAGCCUGUUUAUUUUGUAGGUCUAAUUUAGUUCUCAGGAAAAUUCAACCCAUGUCCUAUGACUGUCAUUAAAAGUUCUUGAGCAUACAUUGCUGUAGGUGGUAUGGCCCUCAGAUUUGUGAGUUUUAAGGGAUUCCUUUGUAACCACUGGAAUGUGAAGAGCCCAUUUUACCUUAAAAGACUGAAAUUCUAUCAAACAUUUUCAUUCAAUACUGAAUUAAGAGUUUCCCGUAGGCACAGGAAUACGUCUUCAUCCUCUUCUUCAUACUGAGGAAAUAGUCACAUUUCACAACUUGGAGUUUAUAUGAAUCCUUAGAAUUCAACAUUCAAAACCCCUUUUUCAAAUUAGAUGCUCUGGACCAUGGGACAGGUGUUUUGUUUCCAGGUCAUUAUUUCAUUGACACAAAGGGUAAUUUCGGUUUUAUAGUACUCUUAAUUCCGUGUCUGCAUGUUAUCAUGGGAUGUACUUGUAAUAUACAGAGUAUGUGUAAUGCUGCCUUGAUUUAGAAGCUAAGUCAAUUACCAAAUAACAUUUUGCAACUUUAUUCCAGCAAGUACUAAAUUGGUUCCAAAAAGUUCUGUUUUUGAUACUAUUAAAGUUCUCUAUUCUGCGUA